Onthophagus taurus is the source of this 3867-nucleotide messenger RNA. RefSeq names its product cohesin release factor wings apart-like (gene wapl). NCBI's taxonomy places the organism in Eukaryota, Metazoa, Arthropoda, Insecta, Coleoptera, Scarabaeidae. The record is from RefSeq and is a predicted model, not a curated record.
AGUGACAUUUAGUAACUAUUGGGUCGCCAUUAUUUCCUGGCGUGUUUAUAAAGCUAAAUAGUUUUUUGACAAGUUUUGGAAAAACUUUCUUUAUCAAGACUUUGCGUAAAUGAAACGACGAUGAGGGGGUCCCAUUUGAUGUCUUAUCGGGGCCGAUUCGAUUGGAAAUAUUUAUAUAUUUAAAUGCCGCAUCGUCGAAUAUAAUUCGAACAGUAAAAAUGGCAAGUAAAUAUUACAUUUUAGCCAUUUCUACGUGGUGUUUAUAAGAAAACGACGAUUUUUUAAUUAAAACGAGAACUAAUUUAAAUGGUGUAAAGAAUGUCUCGAGGGUACGGCAAAUACAGACGCGGUGGGAAUUCGCAUCAUCAUCACCCGAGUUUUCAAUUUGAUAGUUUGUUUAAAGAGAACAGCAAUCGACCUUCCGCCGCUAGAUCCGCGGCAACUGUAGGUAAAUGGGGGAUAACAUCGUUCACAUCAAUACGAUCGUUAAACGGUGAAAAUGCAAAAUCUCCAACAACCGGGACCAAUUCCCAACAGCAACAAGAAAUAGCAACGGCAACCACGACGGCCACCAUCACACCAAAACCGAAAAAGUUUUUUAAAAGCCGAAAUACAGGCCAACAAGACAUCACGGAAGCCUCGGAAUACGACAAACCUGACUUUGGGGGUUCUUACGGAAUUGGGCAGUCGACGAAAAGACAAAAAACUUUGUCAUCUUCAGAACGACCAAGUAAAAAGUUUUUUUCGAGCAAAACUGUUGUUGAAAAAGCAAAGCCGCCACCUAUAGUGUUGCGGAUUAGCCGCGGAAAGUCGCAGCUGAUUAACAAUAGUUCAGAUGAAUCAGAAAGCACACCCACACCGUCAAGUACCCCUUCGACAUCCACGUCUCCUCGAAACACAAAAGAUGCCCCACAACAAAAAUCGCCGAGUUCAAUGCGAAUAACGAGAUCAACACGAAGAAGUAUGCAACAAGACCCCAGUAGUAGUCCUGCAACGGCAGAUACAGCCGGCGAAUCAUUUUCCAGUAAUUUUACGUCCCCAAAGAAAGAUCCAGAGUUAUCACCACAGUAUAUUCCAGCUGAGAAAUACGAAUUGGAAAGAAAAGCUAUGUAUGAUAAUUUAUUAGGAAUUAAUACGAGUAGCGCAUCAAGUGAAUGUAGCGAUACAAAUAAAGAAGAAACUUUAUUGUUUGAGACUCCAUCACCUUUUCCUGUGGAAAAAUCAGCGCAACAACCAACUCAUGAAUUAACGAUAGAAGAAAAAUUAGCUCAAAUGGAAUCAUCGGAUACAGAGCAACCAAUAAAAUCGUCCGAACAAGUACAAGAACAAGAAGUUGAUAAAAAACAACUUAACAAAGAUAAUAUAAAUGAAGAUCUUGAGGAUGAAUCAGAAGAACAAAUGGAUUUUACUGAAAAUAACGCAAAUAAACCGUUGAGUGAGGAAUUUUUUGAUGAAGAUGACUCGGAUAGUAACAGCACAGCCCCCGAGAUAACCAAAAAAACGAUGAAAGAAGCGAUUGAAGAGCACAAAGAAGAAAUUUUAGAAAAAAUAUUAGAAAAAGAACCGUCGUUGGAACAUCCCAUGCAAGCCCCCGUUAAAUUAUUCAUCUCCAAGAAAAAAGGGAGCAUUUUUAAGAGCCGUGUUCAAGACGGCAGUAAAAAAGGCCGCGCUAUUUACAGACAUAAAUGGUCGUCGGAUGAUAAAGAUCAAAAGAAUCAAGCUGCAACAGCAACCGGCGAUAACAACGGUCCCAGCGAAUCCUCAAUUUAUGAUGACUUCGAAUUCCAAGGAGAUCCAUUAACCAGGAUUUCAAAUAAAAAUGAUGAAGGUGAAAAUGGAUAUACGAGUGUUCAAUGUACUAAAAGUGAUAAAGGGUAUUAUACUAUAGUGAAAAACGUGAAAAAAGCGUAUGAGAUGCAAGAAAUUGGGGAAUUUCAAGAAUUUAAUGAUGAUGUUGAUUACAUUUUGGAUGCGCUUCAAGAUAAUAACCCGAUUAGUACACGGUGUUUAUCGGCGAUAACUCUCGCAUCGAAAUGUAUGGCCCCUGCUUUUCGAAUGCACGUGCGCGCACAUGGGACAGUCGCAAAGUUCUUUCGGGCGUUACACGAUGCUGCUAAAGAUCAAAGUUUAGGUUUAUGUACUGCUACGGUUAUGUUCGUUUUAAGUCAAGAUCGUCUUAACAUGGACUUAGAUCGAGAUUGUUUAGAGUUAAUGUUAAAUCUACUCGAAUCGGACGUUAGUUAUCAACAAGCUUUGGACGUUUGCGGAUUAUCGAGCGCCCAACUCGAAAAGAACAAACUAAAAGUGAGGGAAUUGUGCGCGGAAAUACAAAGUCAAGGUCUCGCGGUGCAUUUAAACCUGGAGAAUAUUACGGUCGGUCAGCUUGCGAUGGAAACUCUUUUAAGUUUAACAUCGAAACGUGCAGGUGAAUGGUUUAAAGAGGAACUGAGAGAAUUGGGCGGGAUCGAGCAUAUUGUUAAAACAAUCUGUGAGUGUUGUCGCCAAAUAAGCGAUUACGUUGUGAAUUGGACUGAUACGUUAUUGGAUCAAUUGAGAAAGGUGGAUCGGUGUUUGCGCGUUUUAGAGAACGUUACACACAAUAACGAAGAAAACCAACAGUACUUAUUAAAAUAUGAUAGCGGAUUAAUUUUGGAUACUUUAGUAAAAUUAUAUAGGUUAUGUGAUGCGGAAAUUCCACUUUAUCCUAUAUCCGAUAUAAACGAUAAGGAAUCAACUGGAACGGUGAUCAGAGAGACUUUAUUGGUUACAUUAAAAGUUUUAAUUAAUUUAACGCAUCAUUUUAAUAUGUCGGAUGAAGGUAGUAGUUUGAUUGGUUCAAAACAAGGAAUAAUCGACGCGAGCCUUCAUUUACUGCUACAAAUACCCCGAUAUAUCCCCGAUCAAAAGAAAUUUGAAUUGGGCGUAUUAGUUCUGAUGCUUUUAAUUAAUUUAAUUCAAGACAACACAGCCAAUAAACAAACUUUAAUAUCGGCUAAGGCGCCCUCGGAAGGCGAAAGCAUAUUUCAAUGCGAUAAAACGGCUGUUGAAGCAUUAAUUGCACAAUUUUAUCAAUGGGAAGAAUCGGCCCGUUUAGAAGAACGCCACACGGAUGCUAUUUUAGAUGGGAAAGGCGAUAACGGUCAAACUCAACAUAAAACCAACGAAGAAUUUAUUGAGGAAACCGUCGCUAAAUUAUUACAAAAAGCUGGUACACAUAUGGAAUACACCUUUUUGGCUUCCUACAUUGUAAUGUUAUUGGGAUUUUUAAUCAUGAACAACAUUGAAUACCAAGUAGAAGUGAGAAAAUUCUUAAGAAACGGUGACUUUUCAAUUAUGGUGGAGCUCUUAAAGAAGUUUUUUAAUUUUAUGAAUUUAACCGCUUCGACUGAAGCUUCUAGUAUGGCAGCAAUGCGAGCAACGGAAAAAGUAAUUAAUUACUUAGAAGAAUGUGAUUCAAAUAAAAAGAUCGAAUCUACAUCCGAUGGAAAAUGUAUGGAUCUCAGUUUUACGAUGGCCCAUUAGCAAUUGAAAAAAAUCUUCAUUUCUUUUAUAAGUUUCAUUUUGGGGCAUCGCGAAAAAUUCAAGAAAGUUCGAUUAAAAAUAUUGAUAAAAAUUUAUUAAUUUAAUCAUUUUGUUUUAUUAUUUUUUGAUACAUUGUAGAACCUGUACAUUAUUUAGGCUUUAUUUAUUUGGCUUUAUUGCACACGUAAUUAUUUCUUCGUUGAGGAAAUCGUGAUUUAAGGAGUUUAUAAAUAUAAAAAUAGGUUAUAAAAAUAUGUAAGAAAUAAAAAAAAACUAGUAUAAAGUCGAUACACUUUUACUGGAUUGUUUAAAUAUUGUAAAUAAAUUCAAGUUUAUAAAAAAAGA